Malania oleifera is the source of this 2987-nucleotide messenger RNA. Its product is annotated as glucose-1-phosphate adenylyltransferase large subunit 1-like. Bases 1122 to 2699 code for a protein of 525 amino acids. Gene Ontology annotation, biological process: glycogen biosynthetic process. NCBI's taxonomy places the organism in Eukaryota, Viridiplantae, Streptophyta, Magnoliopsida, Santalales, Ximeniaceae. The record is from RefSeq and is a predicted model, not a curated record. Gene Ontology annotation, molecular function: glucose-1-phosphate adenylyltransferase activity. The transcript is spliced from 14 exons.
GUUUCUGCUUUUAAUUAAUGUAGAUUUACAAAUACACUUUCUUAGAGAGCAUUAACCUUUACCAAAUGCCGAAGUUGCAAAAUUUGACAGUUGGCUAACUGAAUCACCUUUGAAAUCUACGGGAGCCAUCAUCGUCAAAAAUCAACGUGCCCAGAGGCAGGGGGAGCAAGUAUCUGCUGUGAUCGUCAAAUGAGAGCUCAGAACUGCUUAAAUGGUGGAAAGGGUCAUCAAUUCUUGCCCUUUUUAAAUUUUUCAUUUUCAUCUCCUGAUGGGAAAAAUACCAACGAAGACAAGUGAAUCUAAUUUUCUUAUGUGGCUAUAAUGGACAGAUGUUGUCCUGUAACGGAGACUCCAUGUGCCUGAGGAGCCUAGAAAGUUGGACUAUGGACAGAGUUAAAUUCACAGGCGCACAGGUGCAGGGUAUGAUUUAUAGAGAGAGGCAGAGGAGGCCGGGGGGAGAAACUCGCGUACAUUUUUCUUUUUCUGUAUAAAAGCCAAGGUAGCUGCAAUUGUCGAAAGGAUUCACAGGCCAGCAAAGCUAAACCACCCCUUUCAACAUCUGUUCACGCAUUUCCUCCCUCUUUAACUCUUAAGCUGCCUCCAUUUUCAGUGGUUCACAGCUUCUCUGAUAUCACGCAUUGGAACUCACUCCCUCCCUCCAUACCCUUUGUCUUCUUGUUAAGGGUUUUGCCUUUUCCUCUGGACUUUCUGUUUCUAAGCUUCUGGGUACUUCAAAUCUUCGUUUCUUAGUGAUUUUUGCGAUCUUUGUAUUGUAGUAUUUAAUUUAUAAUGCUUGAUUCUCUCUAGAUCUCUCUUCAGCUUCCCAUACUUUGCUCUGACCCUUAAGCAUCGUCUCUGCGGUUGCCGUUAUAAAAUUUUCCGUAUUAUGUUAUAAACAGCUUUUAACAUGUAAUGGUAAUACAACUGUCUCUCCAUUACCUGGUCGUAUCUUUGUGUGAUCUAUACUCUACUUGGUUGCUCAGAUUGGCGUUUUACUUUAUUGGGACUUGGGUUGAGGCCCUCCCUUGCUAGUAAUUUAGCAGUGUUGUAUUUCUGAUCCGUCAUCUUCUGGAAUCACUGACCUCUGACCAAGCCAAUACCCUAGCAGUAAAGCUGCUGCAAUGGAUUCUUGCUGUGUCAACUUGAAAGCCAACACCCAUCUGGGAAGAGCCAGCGAAGUUGGCCUAAGCAAUGGAGAUAAGGGAUUUUUGGGGGAGAGGAUCAGAGGGAGUCUGAAUACAAGUGUUUGGGCUAAUCAUAUUUCAAAAAGAUUGAGAACUGAGAAGAGGGAGGGGAAGAUCAAUCGUGGGGCUGCUUUCUCUGUUUUGACACCAAAUGAUGUCAAAGAGACCGUGACUCUCCAAGUGCCAGUGUUUGAGAGACGAAAAGCAGAACCAAAAAAUGUAGCUUCCAUCAUAUUGGGAGGAGGCGCUGGGACUCAGCUCUUUCCUCUUACCAGCAGAAGAGCCACACCCGCUGUUCCAGUUGGAGGAUGCUACAGGCUUAUAGACAUUCCAAUGAGCAACUGUAUCAACAGUGGCAUAAACAAGAUAUUUGUGCUGACCCAGUACAACUCUGCUUCCCUUAAUCGUCACAUCGCUACCACAUACUUUGGGAAUAACUUUGGGGAUGGAUUUGUCGAGGUUUUGGCAGCUACUCAAACACCAGGAGAAGCAGGAAUGAAGUGGUUCCAAGGAACUGCAGAUGCUGUGAGGCAAUUUACAUGGGUAUUUGAGGAUGCCAGGAACAAGAACAUUGAGAAUAUCCUUAUAUUGGCAGGAGAUCAUCUUUAUCGGAUGAACUACAUGGAACUUUUGCAGAAUCACAUUGACAGGCAAGCUGAUAUUACAGUUUCAUGUGUGCCAGUUGGUGGCAGCCGUGUAUCUGAUUACGGACUAAUGAAGAUAGACAGCAGAGGCCGAGUAAUUCACUUUGCGGAAAAACCAAAGGGCAAUGAUCUGAAAGCAAUGCAAGCAGAUACAACUAUUCUAGGAUUGUCUCCACAAGAUGCCUUGAAAUCCCCAUAUAUAGCAUCAAUGGGAGUCUAUGUAUUCAAGACGGAUAUAUUAUUGAAGCUUCUGAGGUGGAGAUAUCCUACUUCCAAUGAUUUUGGAUCUGAAAUCAUUCCUUCAGCUGUGAUGGAGCACAAUGUCCAAGCAUACCUAUUCAGGGACUAUUGGGAUGACAUUGGAACAAUAAAGUCUUUCUAUGAUGCUAAUAUGGCACUCACAGAGGAGUUACCAAAGUUUGAAUUUUACGAUCCCAAGACACCUUUCUUCACAUCUCCUCGAUUCUUACCACCAACCAAAAUUGAAAAAUGCCGGAUUGUGGAUGCAAUAGUAUCGCAUGGGUGUUUCUUGCAACAAUGUAGUGUUGAACACUCCAUAGUGGGUGAACGGUCACGCUUAGACUAUGGCGUUGAACUUAAGGAUACAUUGAUGAUGGGAGCAGACAAUUACCAAACAGAAUCUGAAAUUGCAUCCCUGCUGGCAGAGGGGAAGGUUCCAAUCGGAGUGGGACGAAAUACAAAAAUCAGGAACUGUAUAAUUGACAAGAAUGCAAAGAUAGGAAAGGAUGUGAUUAUCAUGAAUAAAGAUGGUGUCCAAGAAGCAAAUAGGCCAGAAGAAGGCUUUUACAUUCGGAAUGGGAUCACCAUUAUACUGGAGAAAGCAACAAUACCAGAUGGCACUGUUAUAUAGAUGGAUCUCAAGCACUCUUUCGGAGUUGUUCAAUUUGAGAGCUUGAAGAGGAUUUGCGAAGCAAGGCUCAGUUGGCUGCACGAGAAGCUGGGAAGAUGGUCGUCCUUGCAUGAUUCUGCCUCUAUUCCUGUGUGUAUCGAAAUCCAUAUCCAUGUAAAAAUAAAAGCCAAUAGGAGUUUCUAGCUGAGAAAACUUUUGGUUCAGAACAAUAAUGUUAGCAAGUCCCCAGAGGCUUGUUUCAGACUCUUUUUUAAGUUCCAAUGUAUAAAGAAGAGGGUCUUUAUUUUA